Messenger RNA from Spirodela intermedia, 1107 nucleotides. NCBI's taxonomy places the organism in Eukaryota, Viridiplantae, Streptophyta, Magnoliopsida, Alismatales, Araceae. The record is from the annotation of a GenBank genome assembly.
AUGGCGCUUCCUUUCAUCGUCCUCCUUGUCCUCUUCGCAGCAGCUCCGGAGGUUGUCAGGUGUUGCACACCUUCCGAUCUCCAGGCUCUCCUCGCCUUCAAGGCCGGCCUCAAGGACCCGAACUUCGGCGUGUUCUCGACGUGGAAGGGCUCGGAAUGCUGCUCAAAAUGGUACGGCGUCAGCUGCGACAUGUCCGACGGCCGCGUCGCGGGGAUCAACCUCCACGGAGAGGCGGUGGAUCUGGAUUCCUCCAUGCUCCCGCGGAGGGUGAGAUUCAUCACAGGAUCUAUCUCGCCGGCCAUCUGCCGCCUGGACAGGCUCAGCACUUUCAUACUCGCCUACUGGCGCAACAUCAGCGGUCCGAUUCCCCCUUGCAUAACCUCCCUCCCGAUGCUCCGCAUAUUUGACGUCGUCGGCAACCAGCUCUCCGGUCCGAUCCCCGGCGACAUUGGGAGGCUCUCCCGUCUCACUGUCUUCUCCGUUGCCGACAACCAGAUCUCCGACCAGAUCCCGCGAUCCCUUACCAACCUCGCUUCUCUGAUGCACCUCGACCUGAGCAACAACCGCAUCACUGGCGAUAUCCCGGUGACGUUCGGCAAACUUGGAAUGCUGAGUAGGGCGCUGCUUGCGAGGAACCAGCUCACCGGCGCCAUCCCUCCCUCGAUCGGAUACAUGGAACGGCUCGCCGAUCUGGACCUGUCCGUUAACCGAGUCAGCGGGACGAUCCCCAACACGCUCGGGAAGAUGCGAGUGCUAUCGUCGGUGUACCUGGACUGCAACGCCCUAUCCGGAGCGAUCCCGCCGACACUCCUCUCCAGCCACGGCCUGAACAUUCUGAAUCUGAGCCGGAACGCGCUGGAGGGAACCAUCCCGGACGUCUUCAUCGCACAGUCUUACUACACGGCGCUGGACCUGUCAUACAACCGUCUGACAGGCCCUGUCCCCAAGACGCUGAAACUGGCGUCCUACGUCGGCCACCUCGACCUCAGCAACAACAACCUCUGCGGCCAGAUCCCUGCGGGGGAGCCCUUCGACCACCUCCAGUCCUCCUCCUUCGCCAACAACCACUGCCUCUGCGGGGGGCCGCUCCCGAAGUGCCAACCCUGA